AUGUCAUCCGCGGAUGUAUUCUGUGACCCAACAUUUGAUCCUCAUACUUGCUGCUCAAAUGGCUUCUUUUUCUGCUGCUGGUGUUUCCUUGCUGGCCAUUUCCCUGGGUUUGCUUUUCUCAGUCGUGAUGGCUACCGACACGUUGUAGGCGACAACAAGGGCUGUAACGCCAACUUCAACUACUCCGAGUGGGCCAAGGAUAAAAUUUUUGUCGUUGGCCGCAAGCUCGUGUUCAAUUAUAACAACACGAAGCACAAUGUGUUCAAAGUGAACGGGACAGAGUUCCAGGACUGCGCAAUCCCAGAUGCAAACCAAGGACUCAGCUCAGGACAUCACGUGAUUCCACUUGCCACGCCUGGCAACAAGUGGUAUGUUUGUGGUUUUCCGAAUCACUGUCGUGAUCUUGGCAUGAAGCUUGCCCUCAACGCCAUGCCUUCUUCCUCUGCCUCUCUGCUUUUCGUCGCGGCCAUGCUUGCCACUGCCACCAGCUUCGUCGGACGCUAUCCUUCACACUUUAAUGAAUCCCACCUUCUUCAUCCCUUCAUUUUUCAACAGAAUAAUACGAGCGCCACUGUGCGCUUCUCUUUCUUAUUAUUCAGUGUGUGUGUUUGUUCUUUUCUUUUUUCAAGCAUAGUUCCUCUUGGUUGUUCUUAUUAUUUGACUGUUGGUUGAUAUACAUACAUACAUAGUUAUUUCUUUA
Prosopis cineraria is the source of this 700-nucleotide messenger RNA. RefSeq names its product blue copper protein 1a-like. The record is from RefSeq and is a predicted model, not a curated record. Gene Ontology annotation, molecular function: electron transfer activity. The coding region runs from base 1 to 672 and encodes 223 amino acids. Lineage: Eukaryota; Viridiplantae; Streptophyta; Magnoliopsida; Fabales; Fabaceae. The transcript is spliced from 3 exons. Gene Ontology annotation, cellular component: plasma membrane.